Molecule: messenger RNA, 1268 nt
Organism: Darwinula stevensoni
Lineage: Eukaryota; Metazoa; Arthropoda; Ostracoda; Podocopida; Darwinulidae
Source: the annotation of a GenBank genome assembly
AUGCCGAGGGAGAAGGAGAGGGAGGGAGGAGGGAGGGAGGAAGGGAGAAGGAGAGGGAGGGAGGGAGGGAGGGAGGGCGUUAGUGGUGUCGGCUGGGAUUCCGAACCGGCGUCGGUCCGGAUCCAGAACGGAUUUUCUGUUCGGCCGUUGGAGGUGAAAGCCGCUGCACUCCGUCAUAAGAUCAGCUUUCCUUGCAAUCUUUCGCUGAUCGACGGCGAAGAAACCGCCUUCCGCCAGCCUUCAUACUUCCGCCUUCCGCCCACAUCCCGCGAUAGAAGCGAAACCGAACGAACCCCGAAAAGCCUCUUCGCCCAGGGCGAAGAGACCCAGCUCGUCUUCGUCAUUCGCAUCUACCUCAACGAGAUUAACGCAGAGGUGAAAAUGGAGGACGCAGAGACGGGGAAGAAAGAAAGAGAGAAGGAGGAAGAGAAAGAGCCGGACGGAGGCGGAGGAAGAAGGAAGUUCGGAGUCCUCUUCCUGGUGGGAUGCAUGCUGGCCGUCGCGGCGAUCGCUGCCGUCCUCGUGGUCGUCUUUGCCUUCCGUCAGCAGCCCGAACCGGUGAAGAACUCGGUCGUCCGUCAGCAUCCGGAACGAGCCAAGGACUUGAGGGGUCUCUACCAUCAGAUUCCCGGGGCGGCCCAGGGCUCGACGGGGCCGUUUCGUCGGCGUCCCGAUCCGGCCGAGGACCGAAUAGGAGCCUCCCGUCAGAAUUCCGAUGCGGUCGCGGGCAGCACGGAAGGCGGUGGCUCCACCUGGAUUGCCAAGCCCGACGACGAGGUCAUGCUCUCUGACGUCACCUUCAGUCCGUCGCAUUUCGCAUCGUCUCUGUGGAAGGCCACCGGGCCGCCUUACAAAGUCACGAAUGGACAUCAAGGCCCGGCUAAGUGACACCUCCCAAAUGCGACCACGUCUUGAGAAGCUGCCAGCAUCCCAAACCAGAGAUUGUUAUCGUUUCCUUUCACCGAGUUUGCAGAGAUGAACUUGAAGGAAUUAGAGACAGAAAUCACCGGACUUGCAGCAUCCCGAUUGGAACUCCAUGACUCAAGUGGUAUAAAUCAAAAUAUGAAUGGUGUGAGGUUAGGCUUUGAGGUCUUCGGAAAUUCCAGCUAUUUGGUAUAUCCAUCCUUCUGCUCGAUGCAUGUUUUACUGCAUGCGACGGAAGGCACCCAGUGAGAUCGAACCGGAAGUCUUUCCUGUUCAUUUUCAACUACCCUUUAAAGUAGGAUGGAUAUGCCAUUGCUACUGUGUUGUUCCAUUACUUGUCUCCC